AUGAGUUCCGCUAGAAAAGUUGCCGUCAUUGCGACGAGCACCCGAACCCCACGCAUUGGAACCAAGGUCGCGGAACUAGUGAAAGAUACUAUCACCGCAGAUGCUACCACCAAUGGCAUCGAUUUGCAUCUCGUGGAAGUCGCUACUUUCAGACUUCCCGUCUUCGAUGAACAGAUCAUUCCCGCUCAGGUCCCAGCUGCAGGUGACUUCGCCCACGAGCACAGCAAAGCGUGGAGCAGGGAAAUCGCCAAGUACGACGCCUACAUCAUUGUGGUUCCCGAAUACAACUACGGCCUGACUGGUGGCACCAAGAACGCCAUUGACUACUUGUACAACGAGUGGAUCGGCAAACCCAUUGCCGUAGUUAGCUACGGCAUCAUGGGCGGCAACUCGGCGUCAGCGCAGGCGCAGAAGACGCUGGAAGGCAUGAAACUCCGGCCUGAAAUUCUCGUCGCAUCGGCUCACAUUUUGAUUCUUUAUCACCCCUUCGCCUUUUGUUCUCGAUUUUCCCUCUUUUUCCACCAUGCGCCAUUCAUCGCCGUCAUUCGUUUUUUGUCCGUCAUCGUCAUGAGGACGUCCGCUCUCUUCGCGCUCAGUGGCUGCGCUGCCACUGCCCUAGCGCAAGUUCAUCUACCGUUCUCCCACCGACCUCAAUCAAAGGCCAGUAGCAAUGUCGACACCAGGGACGUGGCGGAGCGUCGAUCAGUUUCCGCGGUGGAUGUUUACGUGACAGAUUGGAAUUAUUUGGUCAACGCCACUGUCGGUACACCGCCACAAGAUAUUUCCUUGAGAGUCUCCGUGCAGGCAGAGUACACCUGGGUCCCAAACGCCAAGUAUUGCGACUACUACAACUAUAGCGACUAUUACGAUUCUUCCUCUACCAGAAAUGCCUAUUACCUCGAUUCAUAUUCGUGCAGAUACGGUGCUUUCCAGAGCAACGAGUCAUCCACCUACGUCAAUCCCGGCACCGAGGACUUCAGCACCAGGUACUCGGUCGGUCGAGCUCAGGGAGAAUGGAUCAGCGACACGCUAGGCGUGGCCGGCAACCAGAUAUCCAAGAUGAUCAUGGGCUACGUUCAGUCGGCAGAUGUACUGAUCGGUGUUCUGGGCCUGGGCUUCAACACCACCGGAAGUGCACAAUCCACCGCGAGCCCGAGCAGUACCUCGAAUUAUCCUACCGUUCCUGAACGCUUGGUACAAGAUGAUCUCAUCAGCUCCCCUGCGUAUAGUCUUUGGCUGGACGAUGCAUCUGCCGAGUCUGGGAAUCUUUUGCUGGGCGCAAUCGAUACAUCUAAAUUUGAUGGCCCUCUGAUCCGCUUCUCCGUGCGCAGAACGGGGUCAUGGUCAACAGGCAGGCGAUUUGACACUAUUAUCACGUCCUUCAAUGGCAGCGAGUCAGAUACAGAUGACCUGCAGCCUCUCGGAGAAUCUUUGCGUCAACAAACCGACGCAUAUGACACCUCGAACCUGGUCCUUCUCUCGCCAGAUGCUACUCUAUCAGUGCUACCCGACGACAUAGCCUUAGAUCUUUGGGCUCUGGCUGGCGCUUCCUGGAAUGAUGACCUCGGCUAUGCGAUCAUUCCUUGCACGGCAAACACCACCACGGGUCGCUUGGCUGUGCAACUGUACGGAUCGGAGGGACCUGUAUUGAAUGUAGCUCUUGCCGACCUCGUGGUGUCUCAAGAUGUUUGGUCCCAUUCGGAGUGGUCUUGGGAGACCGAGUCGGCCUCCGAGUACUGCCUGUUCGGAGUGCAGUCGGAGAAUUCCACCUCGACAUACACGUCUUCUUCCUAUCCCUACUCGUUGGGCAGCGCAUUCCUCAAGCAUUCCUACAUGGUCUUCGACCUGAUCAAUGAAGAAAUUGGCUUUGCAAAGACGAAGUUCGGCAGCACCCAGACGGAAGACCUAGUUCCGUUCUCAAGCUACGGAGCUGAGAUCCCCGCCUCGACGAGCGUCAUGCCGGAUUGGUGCUCGUCUACCUCGUCUCAAUGUCGAACAGGUGGUUCGGGUUCGGGCUCCGGAGGCGGAUCCUAUGACGGGGGUAGAACCUACCUGGAUGAUGGCUAUUACCCUGGACAUCUUCCGCGGCAGACAAACCUCGCGAUCGGCCUCAGUGUCGGUGUCUUCUGCACUGUGGUUAUGGGUCUGUCUAUCUGGGCCAUCAGACGAGGCCGCCGCAUCAGGAAGGCUCAGAAAGAGCUGGCUGAAAAGCAGGCCGACAUGGAACCCGGCGACGAGACACACGUCGGGGCCGCCGAUGGAAAUGCGAGCAACUUGACUCAAGACGCCUCGCAUCCUCAACAUCCGCCAGCUGCAGUGACUCGAAGUCCUUCUGUAACAGAUGCAGCUGCAGAGCAACGUGCUACUGAAACUAUGGGAACUGCCAAGUGA
This is a messenger RNA of Colletotrichum acutatum, 2391 nucleotides long. Its product is annotated as aspartic peptidase domain-containing protein. Gene Ontology annotation, biological process: proteolysis. The transcript is spliced from 2 exons. The record is from RefSeq and is a predicted model, not a curated record. Gene Ontology annotation, molecular function: aspartic-type endopeptidase activity; oxidoreductase activity. Gene Ontology annotation, cellular component: fungal-type vacuole. Lineage: Eukaryota; Fungi; Ascomycota; Sordariomycetes; Glomerellales; Glomerellaceae. The coding region runs from base 1 to 2391 and encodes 796 amino acids.